CAUUUGCAAACACCACAGAGAUUAUGCAAAGUGUGGCGCCUUUUAAAUGUGUGUUUGAAUGUGGAGCCAUUUGGUCCUACGUGCCUCCCUCCCUGUUCUGCAUCUGACAUUAAGCCUUCCUCUAUGCCUCAGACGUCCAUUCAUUUCUGAGUCAGCAUGCUUCUGUUGCUGUCUGUCAGGAGAGUAUCAGGACAGUGAUGGGGAGUGUCGCGCGUGUGAUGCAACGUGUCUGAAGUGCACAGGGCCGCGAAGAGAGGACUGCAUCAGCUGUGGCUCUUCACGAGCUUUGGAAGAGGGGCACUGCGUGGCCGAAUGUGCAAAGGGCAAGUACCGCUCAGGUGGACAGUGUCACCUGUGUGACCACACAUGUGCCACAUGUAAGGAUGCAGGGCCUGCCAACUGUACCAGCUGUGACACAGAUAAAUUUGGAGUGGAACGUUACCUGCAUCAAGGUCAGUGUCUGGACGCCUGUCCUGAGACCUUUUACCACACAAGUAAGAGAACCUGCCAGCCCUGUUCGGAAAACUGUCGGCUCUGCUCCAGCCCAAACCACUGCUUGCAGUGCAACUCCUCUUUCUACGUGUCUGAUGGGCAGUGUGUGAAGCUGGAGUGUGGAGAAGGGGAGGUGGAGGAUCCAGAUUACGAAGAAUGCAUGCCCUGCGAGGAAGGCUGCAGGAAGUGUGUCCUGUAUAACCCCAGGCACUGUCUGUCCUGCAUUGAGGGCUUUUACAACUUUCAGGACGGCUGCUACAAAAACUGCCCGGCAAAGACGUACAGCGUGGAGGAGGAGAUGACCUGCGCUCCAUGCGAAGACGACUGCAUGAGCUGCGAUGAGCACGAGUGCUACUGGUGUGAGGCAGACCUGUUAUUAUCAGAGGGGCAGUGUGUCUCGGUGUGUCCCGAUGGUUUCUACGGCAAUGAAGACCUUAACGAGUGUGAAGAGUGUCACCCGGACUGCGCCACGUGUAGCGGCCCAGAGAACGGAGACUGUCUCUCAUGUGAAGAGGGGAGGACGCUCGCAAACGGGGAGUGCGUGCCGGAACGCGAGGUCUGUCCCAUUAAGACCUUUCUCAACGAUUAUGGGGUAUGUGAAGACUGUCACCCAUCCUGUGAAUUCUGCUCCGGUCCGGAGAAAAACCAGUGCACCAAAUGUGGGAAAGGGAGAUUUCUGACCAUGCAGCAGACAUGUGUGUCGAAGUGUUCUGUGGGUUUCUUCGCCAGCCAACUGAGCGGUGUGUGCGAGGCCUGCCCUCAGGGCUGCUCGCUGUGCGCCGACGCUCUGCGCUGCAGCCGCUGUCAGAGCUCGCGCCGGGCUCCGCUGUUCCUGCAGAACGGACAGUGUGUUACAGAGUGUGUCAGGUCAGGAAUGUGUCCUGUUGCUGCUUAAUUUCUGACUCAUUUAACUGCACUCACAAUUAUCGCUCUAGCUCUGCUUGACAGCUGAUGUUUAUCCGUUUGUAAAAAAAAUAUGUAAGUUUGCAGGAAGUAAUAUGGUCUAUUUACAUCAGGAUCGAUAUUUAAUUCACAUAUGUGCAGACAUAUUUGUCGUCUUUUUUUUUUUUUCUAUCUUCAUUGGUCAUUAAACUGUGAUGUUCCCAGACAUAGACAUAAUUCCCAGCGCUCCAUUAGCACUGACAGAUCUGGUUUAGACAUGCAGCUCUUAUCAUAUUCAAAUUCUGCCAAAUUUCCACACACAGUCAGGCUCGUGUUUGACUUGAUAAAUUAUUAGUUGUCUUCUUUAUUGAAGAGCUGUGGGAGUAAAUUGUGCACGUCCAUUUGCGUGUGUAGCCCAGGAGCACUUAAGAUUCUUUGAUCUUUUCAUAUGCAUUAGAAGUCAAAUUGUAUAAUAAAUGAAACCAAAACACAACAAUUUAUGGGUGUAGCUUCAUUCUCCUCAACAUGUUAUUUUCCAGGCGUUUUCAUUGAGUUAAGGAUGAUGCUGAAGAGAUAUAAUUUUGCUGAUGCUGGAGAAUAAACACAGUCAGAAUAUAAAUUGUCUCGUAGAAGUACUCAUACGCACUUUUGUCUCGUUAUCGUUACAGACUUCGUUGACUUUUAUUAGGAUUUCGCACCAAUGUGUAAAUGAGGAAAAUUGCAAAGUGGAAGCAGAAUGAUAAACAGUUUGCAACAUUUUUUUUGCUUGUUUUUUACUACAAAAAAAAAGAAAAGUGUAGAACACAUUUGUUUUCAAUCCCCUUUAUUCCAAUACAGCUAUAAAAAAAAAUCCAGUACAUUAAUUUACUUUCAGCAGUCACCUAAUUUACUUAAACAUCCAGCUGUUCUGUGAAGUAAUCAGAGGCUUUUUUUGAAGGAUUAUGAAGACAAAAGAACACAGAAGCAAAUUUGCAGAGAUGUUAAAAGCAGAAUUGUGUCAUAAAUCAGCAUCCAAUUCUUUUAAACAUCUCAAGAUGUCGUGUGGCAGAACUUCAAACCAACCAAGACACAAAAGGGGAGAUCAGUAACUAUGGCAACAGCCAAGAGUUUUGUGUAAAGAUCCAGACUGCAGGUUUGUUUGGUCAGAUUUGUUUCUGACAUACCAAAUUGUUGUGGUGUGGUGCCAGAAGGAAGUUGUGCUUGACCAUGUUCAUCAAGACAGAAACAUUGAAUGUACAGCAAAGACCACAGCAGAAUGGUUUG
This is a messenger RNA of Poecilia reticulata (guppy), 2637 nucleotides long. The record is from RefSeq and is a predicted model, not a curated record. NCBI's taxonomy places the organism in Eukaryota, Metazoa, Chordata, Actinopteri, Cyprinodontiformes, Poeciliidae.